Molecule: messenger RNA, 1026 nt
Organism: Ornithodoros turicata
Lineage: Eukaryota; Metazoa; Arthropoda; Arachnida; Ixodida; Argasidae
Product: sulfotransferase ssu-1-like
Exons: 2
Coding region: 104-1009 (301 amino acids)
Biological process (GO): sulfation
Cellular component (GO): cytoplasm
Molecular function (GO): sulfotransferase activity
Source: RefSeq, a predicted model, not a curated record
UCACUGAUAACAUAAUCGACGACGGAUCGAGAUAGGUACGAGGUUCUAUAGUCCCACCGCCGUCUGGCUUUCUCGACGACUGCAGAUUUCGAGAGAUCCCAGCAUGAAUGAAUCCAAGACCUCAAGAAAGCGUCCCUCCUUUAAGGUACAUCCAGCGUCUGGGUGGAUCGUGCCUCGAGGUCAAUUUCCAUUCGCUAGUCUGGAAGCCGCAAUGCAGUACCAGCCUUCCGAGGGCGACAUCAUCGUAAUGACGUACCCGAAGAGCGGGACCACCUGGGUACAGUACAUGACGUACCUCCUGCUUAACAAUCUCCAACCCAUCCCGUCCGGUCGCCGCCUUGGCGAGUUCAUCCCGUUCAUUGACGAUGCCGGCACGAAGACGCUGUCUGACGUGAGGCCUCGCGGAAUGAAGACCCACUUGUCCUUCGAGGUGUUUCCGUGGAGUGCUCUUCCGCGAUACAUAUGCGUCGCCAGGAACCCCUGGGACUGCUGCGUGUCCUUCUUUCACCAUACGCGUGGAUUCCUUACAUGCUACGACUAUGAGGAUGGCAAGUUUGACGACUUCUUCGAAGACUUCCUCGAAGGCCAGAUUGAAUGCGGCGACUAUUUCGAUCACCUUUUGUCGCUGUGGAAGUACCACGACAAGGACAAUGUGCUGUUCCUGACGUACGAGGAAAUGAGUGCGAAUAGACUAGGUUGUGCCCAGCGUAUCAUUGAUCAUCUUAGGCCCAUUUUUCCUCGAGGGUGGCAGCCCGACGCGGAGGACCUGGCAGCAAAAAGUAGGAUUGACGUAAUGAAAGCAGACGAUCCGAGUAAGUGGUGUUCAGCUCGGCCAAAAGGAGUGCCCGGGUUUAUUCGUCGCGGUGUAGUGGGGGACUGGAAAAACCAUUUUGCUCCUGAACAAAGCCGGAGACUGAGCGAAAAAUUCGUGAAGAAGCUUGGCUGCACCGGAGCUGGAAAAUUGUGGAAUGAGCUGGAAGAUCUGCAGCGGGAACUGUCUUUUGUGUAGGUUGUGGCACCCAAAAC